Molecule: messenger RNA, 363 nt
Organism: Ilex paraguariensis (yerba mate)
Lineage: Eukaryota; Viridiplantae; Streptophyta; Magnoliopsida; Aquifoliales; Aquifoliaceae
Source: the annotation of a GenBank genome assembly
AUGUCCAGUGGAAUCAGAGUUAUCCCUCCCCCUUAUGGUACAGAUUCUGCAUGGUUUGGGGCAAAGCUUAUCAGCAAUAACCUGUGCUAUGUCGCUCUUGAUUAUGAAGCUGAGCUAGCAAAAGAUACACAAGCAUCAUUUAAAGUUGCAGAAGCCUUGUUCACUCUGUCGAAAGAGCGCUUUCAAACAGGAGAGAUUCUUUUUCAGCCACGGCUUGCAGGAGUGCGUGCAAUGGGUUUGCAACAGGCUGUGGCACUUUGCAUAGAUCAUUGCCAAGAUGCAGAAUUAACAGGCGAUGAUGGUUGGUUUAAGACUGUAGUCUUGGCUGGGGGGGUCUGCGUGUUUACCGGGACUAUCAGGUAG